Messenger RNA from Xylona heveae TC161, 522 nucleotides. RefSeq lists its product as hypothetical. Lineage: Eukaryota; Fungi; Ascomycota; Xylonomycetes; Xylonales; Xylonaceae. Bases 1 to 522 code for a protein of 173 amino acids. The transcript is spliced from 5 exons. The record is from RefSeq and is a predicted model, not a curated record.
AUGGCUACAGAUAUACCCAUCGAGAAUACCAACGUGAACACGGCCCCCCAAGUCCAGCUUGACCAGACACAACGGCUCCUAGCAGGAAGUGUGCUUGAUCUUUUUGCCGGUCGCCCUUCGCUCAAAAAGCUCAGUCUUUGGACCGACGAUGCGACAUUCGAAGAUCCCCUGACUAAAGCUGGCGGAAGAAAACAAUACGAAGCGCAAUGGUAUGGCCUACAAACGGCAUUUUCUGAGAUUGAGCGCCUGAACCACCAAGUCACGAGUUCGGGCAACCCUAUCGAAAUGGACCUGAGCCAGCGAUAUAAAGUCAAAGGCAUCGGCAUGGAGAAGACUAUUAACAGCAAGGUCAAAAUCUUCUACAACAAUGCCGGAAAGAUUACCAGAGUGGAGGAUCGCUGGGACGGCGAGCUGCCCGACAGUUCGAUUCAGAACGUAUUCCGCAGCCUAAACGCCGUCACUGUGCCGAAGAUGGUGGGCGUACCGAAAAACGAUGCAGAAGAUGCAAAGAAGGGUAACUAA